Messenger RNA from Penicillium atrosanguineum, 660 nucleotides. Its product is annotated as flavin-linked sulfhydryl oxidase ERV2. Gene Ontology annotation, cellular component: mitochondrion. Lineage: Eukaryota; Fungi; Ascomycota; Eurotiomycetes; Eurotiales; Aspergillaceae. Gene Ontology annotation, molecular function: flavin adenine dinucleotide binding; flavin-dependent sulfhydryl oxidase activity. The transcript is spliced from 4 exons. The record is from RefSeq and is a predicted model, not a curated record. The coding region runs from base 1 to 660 and encodes 219 amino acids.
AUGGCGAACCGGCAAAUCACACGGCGCAUCGCCAUCAGCGCUGCGAUCUCAAUAUGCCUCGUGUUCUUUCUCUUUAUCCGCCCGCAGGGCCCUCUGAGUCCCGCUGUCCGAGCCCCCGGACACAUUUCACACAACCUGGCGCCUGCAUCUGGGAUCACCAUCCAUGAAGACACACUGAAAGGGGGCGUUGUGAUGCCUAGGCUGGGCAAUGAGACGGUCAAAGCUGAGCUGGGCCGUGCAACAUGGAAGUACUUCCACACCGUCAUGGCACGAUUCCCCGAGAAGCCCACCCUCGACGAGCAGGAAGCCCUGCGCUCAUUUGUCCACCUUUUCGCGCGACUUUAUCCUUGCGGCGAAUGCGCGGAACAUUUCCAACAACAUCUAAGCAAGUACCCACCGCAAGUAUCAUCGCGCAAUGCGGCAGCAGGCUGGGCAUGCUUCGUCCACAACGAGGUCAAUGCAAUGCUCGACAAACCAGAAUUCGACUGCAAUGACCUCGGCUCCUUUUACGACUGCGGAUGCAACGACGAUGAAGAAAGUGGCGACGGCAAAAACAAGGAUGGGCGCUCGGCCACUCGUGCCGAUACGCCACAGGACGCGGCCGAUCUUCACGAUCACCUGGCAGUAGAAAUCUCCAAAGAAGCGACCACGCGUGGUUGA